Messenger RNA from Rhincodon typus (whale shark), 4886 nucleotides. Its product is annotated as nuclear factor of activated T-cells 5-like. The transcript is spliced from 13 exons. The coding region runs from base 62 to 4543 and encodes 1493 amino acids. Gene Ontology annotation, biological process: calcineurin-NFAT signaling cascade; cytokine production; regulation of transcription by RNA polymerase II. The record is from RefSeq and is a predicted model, not a curated record. Gene Ontology annotation, cellular component: transcription regulator complex. Lineage: Eukaryota; Metazoa; Chordata; Chondrichthyes; Orectolobiformes; Rhincodontidae. Gene Ontology annotation, molecular function: DNA-binding transcription factor activity, RNA polymerase II-specific; transcription factor binding; RNA polymerase II cis-regulatory region sequence-specific DNA binding.
UGUGUAUGAUCUGCUGCCAAAAGAGCUGCAGCUUCCCACUGGUGAGAUCAGUAUUGCAUCAAUGAGUCAGAAAAGUGGUGGUGAGGCAACGUCUCCUCCUUCAGCAGCAGUUGCUCCUGAUGUCUCCUCCAGCGGUGGUCAAAGCAGCACCUUCACCCCAUCUUCCAAUCCUAGCAUGCAUUCUACCUCAGUAACUGACAACACAUCUAUGCAAGUAGAUAGCUGCACUCCAGAACAGGGGGUAAGUGGCCAUGGGGUAAGUGAAUUACUGAGCUAUGAAAAUCAGUUAAGUAAUGCCCCACAGCUGCAGUCCAUGCCCAAAAGGAGGACAGUCCUCAACAUCUCUCCGCCACCUGAAGACUUGCUAGAUGACAGCCGGAUGUCUUGUCAGGAUGAUGGAGGUGACUCGGAGCAGAGCAGCAAUAUUUGGAUGGAUGAAUCAGGUUCUAAUUUCAGCAUCAUGAGUUCCAGUUCCUAUAAUGACAACACAACAGUGCCACGGAAGUCACGGAAACGUUCACCUAAACAACGACCAGGCUUUGCACGUAUAGAUGAUGAAGAGUCGAAUAUGGAUGUAUUUGAUGCAGACAGUGCAAAAGGACCCCAUUAUGUACUUUCUCAACUCAUCUCAGAAGGCAAAAACAGCGCAAGGGGAAGCAAUGGAAUAACAGAGCCACAGAAAACUUCUUUAAAGAAGGGUCCAGCACUAACUGGUCACUAUCCUGGUAAAAGUGAGGGCAAAGAACUCAAAGUACUCGUUCAACCUGAAACACAACACCGGGCACGGUACUUGACAGAGGGUAGCCGUGGUUCUGUGAAAGAUCGGACACAGCAAGGUUUUCCAACAGUAAAGUUGGAAGGUUACAACGAGCCAGUAACCUUACAAAUUUUUGUUGGGAAUGACUCUGGUCGAGUCAAACCUCAUGGUUUUUACCAAGCUUGCAGAGUCACUGGGCGAAAUACCACUCCUUGUAAGGAGGUGGAUAUUGAGGGAACAACUGUGAUUGAGGUCAGCCUGGAUCCUGGAAACAACAUGACGCUAGCAGUUGACUGUGUGGGAAUUUUAAAACUAAGAAAUGCUGAUGUUGAAGCGCGAAUUGGUGUUGCAGGAUCCAAGAAAAAAAGUACUCGUGCACGGUUGGUAUUCCGAGUUAAUAUUAUUCGUGCUGAUGGGUCUACUUUAACUCUGCAGACACCUUCAUCAUCCAUCCUAUGCACUCAACCAGCUGGAGCACCCGAGAUAUUGAAAAAAAGCUUGCACACUUGUACAGUGAAAGGAGGAGAAGAAUUAUUUCUGAUCGGAAAAAACUUUUUAAAAGGCACUAAGGUUAUUUUUCAAGAGAGUCAUUCAGAAGAGAAUAAUCCUUGGAAAGCAGAAGCUGAAAUUGACAUGGAACUUUUCCAUCAGAAUCAUCUAAUUGUUAAAGUUCCUCCAUAUCACAAUCCACACAUAACAUCACCUGUUUCAGUUGGAAUUUAUGUCGUAACCAAUGCUGGAAGGUCACAUGAAAUGCAGCCUUUCACUUUCACCCCUGAUCCAGCAAGUUCCUCAGACGUAAAUGUGAAGAAAGAAAUUCCUGUCCCUCCAUGUUCUUUUGAAGAGACAAUGAAAGCUUCAGGAAUGAAAGUCGCAGGCUGUUCCUUGGAAGAAGUGGAUCUCCCCACUACUUUGUUAUCACCCAUACUGCCAUCAGUUGUGAUUAAGAAAGAGGCAACGACUCCAAUGGAUCAGACACCAUCUGCAGCUUUUGAAAGUCAAGAUAUGGGAGCAGGACAGCCACCUUUGGAAAUUUCUUCUAAUGUCCAAGCAAGUGCACCAUUUUCUGUAUCUGUAUCUCAUCAAGGGGGGGAUAGCGAACAGUGCCAGCAAAUUCAAUCAAGUAUGUUUUCAAAUACAGACGCUUUGACAACUGUACAAAAACAAGACAUUUCUCAGCCAUGUGCUUUUCCAGCAUCUAAAUGUUCCAGCCAACUCCAGAAUAAUGAAGGCUUGCUUCAACAAACAACCCAAUUUCACAAUGCUCACAUAUUGCUAGAUUCAAGGGAGGUACAAACAAGAGAAGUUUUGCAGUCUGAUGCAGCCAAGAUAUCCUUAUCCCAAAUGCCCGAUUCUGCGCUACAGCAGAAACAACAUCAGCACCAGAAGCAACAGCAACAAUCAACGACACAGGCACAGGCCCUGCAAGAGCAUUCACCAAACUUAUUUCAACCAAGUGGCAAUGUAUCUCAGUUGCAGAAUGCUUUGCACUCGAUGCAACAAAGAAACUUCCAAACAAAUGGUAACAGUGGCAGAAGUGACAAUGUUAGUAUCGUUCAACAAGCUCUGGAGGCAAGUCAGCAGCAAUUAACUUCUGUGUUAUUUACUGGAUCUAGUCCAUCUGAGACAAUGCAACAACCUGUGGAGCAGGUACAAGACCAGAUGAAUGCAGAUUUAUUCCACCAAGUAAAUUCUAUGCAGAGCUCUCUCACGCAAGGUUUAUUUUCAAGUUCUGACAACACAUCGCUUCCUAGAUCAGAUAAUGUUCUCUCUGGACCUGAGAAUUCAUUGUCAAAUCAACAAGUGCUAGAAUCCUCAACAGGCAUCUUGAUGGAAAUGCAACAGAACAUAUGCCCUGGAUCAAGACAACUCCAGUCAGACAUGUACCAAUCCUCUAAAGUAAUGAGUGCCCAGGGUUCUUUAAAUGGAACCCUCCAGCAAGGUGAUAUUUUUCAGCAGCCCACUCAUGCUAUGUCUAGUUUGCAGUCCAGUGAUGAAAACCAGCAAAUAUCCCACAGUGGAAUGUUUUCACCUGCUACAACUGUUGCAGGGAAAGAAAACAAAGGAAAUCCUCAGCAACCAACUUCUUCCCCGAGUGUCUUUCAGUGCUCUAACACUAUGGUUACUGUGGAAGCGACCUCUGUGCAGUCAAACCAGAGACAAACCAAUAUGUUUGAGUCUAUUGUACAGAUGCAGCAGAGUGGAGAUAACCAGCCUCAAGUAACUUUGUUUUCUAAUACAGAUGGUAUGAUGCAUCUAAAAACUGGUGGCUCUUCACAGCAAUCUGGGAUUUUUCAACAGGGUGGGGAAAUGAUUUCAAUGCAACCUGGAAACUUCCUGCAGCAAUCACAUCCAUCAUCUGAAUUGUUUCAUCCACAAAAUUCUCUAAAUCAAGUUCAAGGUACAGGCCAUUCACAAGAAUCACAGUCUGGACUUUAUCAUUGCCCUAGUACUGUACUACAACAUCAGAACAAUGCUGCUUCCCAGGAUCAAGUACAGUCAACAUUGUUCCAUCCUCAAAAUUCAAUGGCAGUUCUUCAAGGUUCCUCAAUUGGCCAAGACCAGCAACAAAGCGCACUCUUUCUUUCUCCAAACUCUUUGCCUUCACUUCAAGAUAGCAACAUGUCACAAGAAAAGCAACCGAUAAACUUCUAUUCACCCCAAAGCUCAAUCCAAGCACUCCAGAGUUCAGGAGAUUCUGAGCAGCAAUCUGUGAAUGUCUUUCAGACCCAGACACACAUGUCUCAGAUUCAGAGUACCAUGAUUCCUCAAGAGCAGCAACAUCAACAACAGAGUCUUUUUCAACAUCAGGUCACAAUGUCCUCUCCCCAAGCUAACACUUCUCCUCAAAAUCAGCAGACAUCAAUGUUUCAGACCCAACAUUCAAUAGCUACUCUGCACAACAGCACUUCACCUCAAGAUCAAUCUCAGAAUGUUCUUUUUAGCUCUCAAAAUACCAUUUCUCCAAUAAAUAGCAGCAUGACAUCCCGGGAGCAACAACAGAAUGUCCUUUUCAAUUCUCAGAGUACCAUGCCUCCAAUGAAUACAAAUUUGGCUUCCCAGGAGCAGCAAAACCAAACUCUUUUUCAUACUCAACCUAAUAUGGUGGCUGUUAAUCAAGAACAACAAUCAUCCAUACAAUUCCAAAAUCAGACCGCAGUUUCAACACUUCAAAACAGUGGGACACCUCAGGCAGACGAACAACAACCAUCAGUUUUUCAUGGCCAACCUCCAAUGCAGUUAGUUCAGAGUUCAGGAGAUGCCCAAAGUCAGCAGGUCACACUGUUCAUUUCCCAGACUUCAAUGUCUGCAUUACAGAAUGAUAUAAAUCAACAAGAGAUGCAACAGUCCACUAUUUUUAAUCCACAAAAUAAUAUGUCUGUCCUUCAGACCAACACAUCUGUACCAAGUCAACAAAGUACACUUUUUCGCUCACAAGGAACUAUGAAUCAGCUUCAAAGUACACCUGCACCUGCCCAACAACCUACUGGCUUGUACUUGUUUGGAAUUCAAAAUGAUUGUGGACAGUUAAUGAACAUAACAGAUGUAUCCCAGCCAUGUCCUACUGGACCAUCAACAUUAUCUGAUCAACUGCUUGCGAUGAGCCAGCCAGGACAGGCACAGACUGAGGGACAAGCUGUUUCUACACUUCUCCCCCAGCAGAUGACUGACACAAGGCAACUGUCAUCAACCAUCACUACAGAAGAGAACAUGGAAAAAAUUGAUGACAUCCUGGUAACUUUACAGAACCAAGGAAGCAACAUCAGCCGAUCUUUUAAUCCAUAGUCCAACCCUAGAUAUUUUCUGGCUCUUGCUGCAUUUGGCUAUGGACUGCUUCAGUAUCUGAGUCGUCCUGAAUGGAGCUAAACAUCCCCUUAUGACUUUUUGAUGGAGGGAAGAUCAUUGAAGAAGUAGCUGAAGAUGAUUGGACCUAGGCCACUACCCUGAGGAUCUCUUGUACAGAUGCCCUGGAAAUGAGAUGACUGACCUCCAACAAACAGAAACAUCUUACUAUAUACCAGGUAUAACUCCAACCAGUGGAGAGACUGAUUCCCAUUGCUUCCACUUCUGGCAGGAUUCCUUGAUGCCGCUAUCUGUCAAAUGGGGCCCUUGAUGUCAAAGGCUGUCA